Messenger RNA from Cyphellophora europaea CBS 101466, 330 nucleotides. RefSeq lists its product as uncharacterized. The transcript is spliced from 2 exons. The coding region runs from base 1 to 330 and encodes 109 amino acids. The record is from RefSeq and is a predicted model, not a curated record. NCBI's taxonomy places the organism in Eukaryota, Fungi, Ascomycota, Eurotiomycetes, Chaetothyriales, Cyphellophoraceae.
AUGGCGAGCACCACGGCUACUCCCAUGGAGGAUGCUAUCCGAUCCAAAGUCACGGAAGCCUUGAAGCCGACCGUUCUCGAGAUUCGUAACAAUUCGCACCUACAUUCUCAUCACAAGGCUAUGCAAGGCGUGACUUCCAAAGAGACGCACUUCGCGCUAAACAUCGUCUCGCCCGAGUUUGCAUCCAAGAUGCAACCUGCACGUCACCGCAUGGUCUAUGCCCUAUUAAAAGAAGAGCUUGAGCGGGAGGGGGGUAUACAUGCCUUGGAGCUACGCACAAAGACGCCAGAAGAAGAAGAGAAGCUGCAAGCAAAGGCGACGUCUGGUUGA